AAUCAACAAAAAAGGCAAAGAUCAAAAAUUUACAAUUUAACAAAAGUUAACGUUUGUGGCAGAGAGGUUACACAUCGAUGGCAACAUCUUUGCUUCUCAGACAUUCCUCAGCUGUCUUCUUCUCUCAGUCUUCCUUCUUCACCAAGAACAAAUCUUUUCGCUCCUUUACUUCCAUCAAAAUGGAAAAAGGUGAAGCAGAGAAUGCAGUGAAGACAAAGAAGGUGUUUGUCGCAGGAGCAACUGGACAAACCGGGAAGAGGAUUGUGGAGCAGUUGUUGUCCCGUGGCUUUGCCGUCAAAGCUGGUGUUCGUGAUGUAGAGAAAGCAAAAACAUCUUUCAAAGACGACCCGUCUCUUCAGAUAGUUAGAGCAGACGUGACAGAAGGUCCUGAUAAGCUAGCUGAAGUUAUAGGUGAUGAUUCUCAAGCUGUGAUUUGUGCUACUGGGUUUCGUCCCGGAUUUGAUAUAUUCACUCCUUGGAAAGUCGAUAAUUUCGGGACAGUGAAUCUUGUGGAUGCUUGCCGUAAACAAGGAGUGGAAAAGUUUGUUCUUGUAAGCUCCAUCUUGGUGAAUGGAGCUGCCAUGGGACAGAUACUGAACCCUGCUUACCUCUUCCUCAACCUCUUUGGACUAACUCUUGUCGCUAAGCUUCAAGCCGAGAAGUAUAUCAAAAAAUCUGGCAUCAACUAUACUAUAGUAAGGCCUGGUGGUCUUAAAAACGAUCCUCCAACUGGAAAUGUUGUCAUGGAGCCAGAGGAUACUCUAUAUGAAGGGAGUAUAUCGAGAGACCUGGUCGCAGAAGUUGCAGUGGAAGCUUUACUUCAAGAGGAAUCAUCUUUCAAGGUUGUGGAGAUAGUUGCUCGUGCCGAAGCUCCAAAACGUUCCUACAAAGAUCUAUUUGCCUCUGUUAAAGGACAAUAAACUAGAAUGUAAUGAGUCUCAUGCUCAAACCUUUUAUUUCUCUUAUGUCUUGAGUACAACAAACAGAUUACAUAGACUUUUGCGCAUAAAUUGAGUUCAAGAUAAGUAUUGAAAGAGUUCCAUUCAGUUUCAUAUCUUAUCCAUUUUGGGUCUUAAGAACCCCAUCAUCACUGGCGCUUCUUCCCGGUCGCAUGUUCCCAUGAGUGCAUGACAUGGUUCACGAUUU
Messenger RNA from Arabidopsis thaliana (thale cress), 1146 nucleotides. RefSeq names its product NAD(P)-binding Rossmann-fold superfamily protein. The transcript is spliced from 4 exons. Bases 78 to 920 code for a protein of 280 amino acids. Lineage: Eukaryota; Viridiplantae; Streptophyta; Magnoliopsida; Brassicales; Brassicaceae. Gene Ontology annotation, cellular component: plastoglobule. The record is from RefSeq and is marked reviewed.